Arabidopsis lyrata subsp. lyrata is the source of this 1261-nucleotide messenger RNA. RefSeq lists its product as uncharacterized. The record is from RefSeq and is a predicted model, not a curated record. The transcript has 2 exons. Bases 81 to 1025 code for a protein of 314 amino acids. Lineage: Eukaryota; Viridiplantae; Streptophyta; Magnoliopsida; Brassicales; Brassicaceae.
AGACUUUAAACUGGGACAAAUAUAUAUGUAAGGGCAAAAAAAACACAAAAGAGAGAAAACAAUUUAGAGAAAAAAAAUUAAUGUCAAACUCGAGGACAUGGAUCAUCUCUUCAGGAUUAGUCGGAGCCAUAUCACUGAUGCUCCGAUCGGUAUUGAACUUCUCCUUCACCGGAGCUCGCUUCUUUCUCCCUACUAAUUUACACCCUAUUUUCAUCAUCAGCGGCAUCAUCUUUGCCCUCGCAGCCUCCAGUUCACUCUUCGGCAACGGAUCUGACUCUCCGGCCACAAAUUAUCACCAUGAUGAUGAUACCUAUCAUUAUGAACAAGAUCAUCAUCAUGACCAGGACCAUGAUCGUGGUCGUGACCAAGACCGCGAACGUUAUUCUAACAACUCAUCCAACUCCUCGUUUGAUCAAUACAAUAAUAAGGUUCACGAGAAAGAAAAGUUUUCGGCCGUGAGAUCAUCAGAGAGGGGAGGAUCUUAUGGAGUUUCUUCUCCGGAGAUUCGUUUUCCGUCCACGGCGCCGGAGAAACCCGUCGGUCUUCGACGUCCACCUACUGCUCCUGUAAAGACUUUUCGACAAGACAACACAUCGGGUGACGAUAGCGAGACCAUGGAGGAGAUGUGGGAGAGAGUCAAAGCCGAAAAACAACCAAAGAAACCUGCUAACUCGUUGCAAAACCACGUCAUCUCCAGGGGAGACACAAAAAUGUCCACAUCUUCAUGGCCGUUGCCGUCGCUGUCACCGUCGCGAACGAGGAGGCCUACUCCCUCGCUGUCUUCGCUAUCGCCGUCAUCGUCGCGAGCGAGGAAGCCUCCUUCGUCUCCGGCGCGGCCGGGAAAGAAAUUGAUGGAGAGAAUUCCGUCGUGGGUGAAGUUGAAAAAAGAGUUAUCAAUGGGAAGAGAGGAGCUCAAUUCACGAGUGGAAGCUUUCAUUACAAAAUUCAAGGAUGAGAUGAAAUUGCAGAGGUUGGAGUCUGUAAGACGUUACAAGUCUUUCCGUGGUGACAACGAUGAAAAGUAAAAAAAAAAAAACUUUAUAAUCGACAUUUAACGGUGACUUGUCUUCAUUGUAUCAUAUAUGGUUAGAUGUAUGUUAUGGUCAGAUAUGUGUAUGUCUUUAGAUUUAGUUAUGUAAGUCGUGACCAAAGCCACCACAUAUUGCUAUAUUCAUCUUGUUUUUACUUGAUCACAUUGUCUAAAGUGACUAUAUGUGUAUCUCUCUAUAAUCAUUAUGGAAGUCAAGAUGGAUUUUAGUUC